AUGGAAAGGACAGAUGGCAUCAAGGGAGAUACCCUGAUCGACAUUGGCACCGGCCCAACCAUCCACCAGUUCCUCUCUGCCUGCGAGUCCUUCCGGGAGAAGGACAUGAAGGGUCUCCUUCAUGUCCAGGAGGCAGAUGGCAUCAAGGGAGAUACCCUGAUCAACAUUGGCACCGGCCCAACCAUCCACCAGUUCCUCUCUGCCUGCGAGUCCUUCCGGGAGAUCAUAGCCACCGAUUACACUGACCAGAACCGGGAGGAGGUGCAGCGAUGGCUGAAGAGGGAACCUGGGUCUUUCGACUGGACGCCCAUUGUCAAAUACGUCUGUGAGUUGGAGGGAGACAGGGAAAAAUGGCCAGAGAAGGAAGAGAAGGUCCGAAGAGUCAUCAAGCAGUACCUGAAAUGCGAUGUGACCCAACCCAACCCUUUGGCUCCGCUGGUUCUUCCUCCUGCAGAUUGUCUGCUCUCCACCUUGUGCUUCGAUGGGGCUUGCAGAGACAUCCCCACCUACCGAACAGCCUUCAGGAACAUCAGUUCCCUUCUGAAACCAGGGGGGCAUCUUUUCUUUCAUUCAACACUUGAGGGAUAUUAUUACAUGGUUGGCCAAUGCAAGUUCUCUGCCCUGUACUUGGAGAAGGAGGUGAUAGAAGAGGCAGUGAGACAGGCUGGCUUUGUCAUUAAAUGGAUUGAGGAGACCAGGAUCCACCUCCCUCCUUCUGUAGCAGAUGGGAAGGGGCUGUGCAUUCUUCUUGCCCAGAAAUGCAGCCCAUGAAUAUUAGGCAACUGUUGAUGUAACACCCAGAGAUUUCCCCAACAAUUGUUAUGAAACUGUGGCUUCUGUGAUCUUUUCCAUGCCUUUCCUAGUAGGUACUGUGUGUAAUAAAGUAACAUCUUGCCUCUGU
Messenger RNA from Protobothrops mucrosquamatus (brown spotted pit viper), 901 nucleotides. Its product is annotated as nicotinamide N-methyltransferase-like. The coding region runs from base 1 to 771 and encodes 256 amino acids. The record is from RefSeq and is a predicted model, not a curated record. The transcript is spliced from 4 exons. Gene Ontology annotation, cellular component: cytosol. Lineage: Eukaryota; Metazoa; Chordata; Lepidosauria; Squamata; Viperidae. Gene Ontology annotation, molecular function: N-methyltransferase activity.